This is a messenger RNA of Candidozyma duobushaemuli, 1584 nucleotides long. RefSeq names its product chaperonin-containing T-complex subunit (gene CCT3). The record is from RefSeq and is a predicted model, not a curated record. The transcript has a single exon. Gene Ontology annotation, cellular component: chaperonin-containing T-complex. Gene Ontology annotation, molecular function: ATP binding; ATP hydrolysis activity; ATP-dependent protein folding chaperone. Gene Ontology annotation, biological process: protein folding. NCBI's taxonomy places the organism in Eukaryota, Fungi, Ascomycota, Pichiomycetes, Serinales, Metschnikowiaceae. The coding region runs from base 1 to 1584 and encodes 527 amino acids.
AUGCAAGCUCCAGUGGUGUAUUUGAACGCCAACACGGAAAGACAAAGCGGUCGCCAGGCCCAGGUCAGCAACAUCACUGCUGCCAAAGCCGUGGCUGACAUCAUCCGCACGUGUCUUGGUCCAAAGGCCAUGCUUAAGAUGUUGUUGGAUCCCAUGGGAGGAAUCGUCUUGACCAACGAUGGUCACGCUAUCUUGAGAGAGAUCGACGUGAGUCACCCUGCUGCAAAGUCCAUGAUUGAGCUAAGUAGAACGCAGGACGAGGAGGUGGGCGAUGGAACCACCACCGUCAUCAUUUUGGCUGGAGAGAUCUUGGCCCAGACCUUCCCAUAUAUCGAAAAGAACUUGCACCCUGUGGUGAUCAUCCAGGCGUUGAAGCAGGCGUUGAGCGACGCGUUGGAGAUCAUCCACUCCGUGUCUGUGCCUGUUGACAUUGAGAACGACGAGGCCAUGACCAAGUUGAUCAAGGCUUCCAUCGGUACCAAGUACGUGAACAAGUGGUCUGAGAAGAUGUGCCAGUUGGCCUUGCAGGCCGUCAGAACCGUCAAGGUCGAGCAGGGUGACUACAAGGAGAUCGACAUCAAGAGAUACGUGCGUGUGGAGAAGAUCCCCGGUGGAGAGGUGACCGACUCGGAGGUGUUGGACGGCAUCUUGUUGAACAAGGAUGUCACCCACCCCAAGAUGAAGAGACACAUUGAGAACCCCCGCGUGAUUCUCUUAGACUGCCCCUUGGAGUACAAGAAGGGUGAGUCGCAGACUAACAUUGAGAUCACCAAGGAGGAGGACUGGAACAGAAUCUUGCAGAUCGAGGAGGAGCAGGUCAAGUUGAUCUGUGAGCAGCUCUUGGAGUUCAAGCCAGAUGUUGUCAUCACCGAGAAAGGUGUGUCCGACUUGGCUCAGCACUACUUGUUGAAGGGCGGUGUGACUGCCUUGAGAAGAGUGAAGAAGUCCGACAACAACAGAAUUGCCCGUGCUACCGGCGCCACCAUUGUCAACAGAAUCGAGGACUUGAAGGAGUCCGAUGUGGGUAUCAAUUGCGGUCUCUUCAAGGUCGAGCUCAUCGGUGACGAGUACUACACUUACUUGGUCAAGUGCAAGCAGCCGCAGUCGUGCUCUGUGUUGUUGCGUGGUGCUUCCAGGGACAUCUUAAACGAGAUUGACAGAAACCUCGUGGAUGCCAUGUCUGUGGCACGUAAUGUUAUGUUUGAAGCUUCUCUUUCGCCCGGAGGAGGUGCUACUGAGAUGGCUGUGAGUGUGAAGCUCGCAGAGAAGGCCAAGUCCAUCGAAGGUGUUGCCCAAUGGCCCUACCAGGCUGUUGCUGACGCUUUUGAAGUUAUACCCAGAACGUUGGUGCAGAACUGCGGCGGUAACGCUAUCAGAAUCUUGUCUCAGUUGAGAGCCAAGCAUGCUGAGGGUCAGCACACGUUUGGUAUUGACGGAGAGAACGGUAAGGUUGUGGACAUGAACGAAUACGGCAUCUGGGAGCCUGAGGUGAUCAAGCAGCAGUCGAUCAAGACCGCUGUGGAGAGUGCGUGCCUUUUGUUGAGGGUGGACGAUAUUGUCAGCGGUGUUCGUCAGCAGCAGUGA